AUGGAAGAUUCGACACAGAUCAAUCCACAACAAGCACCACACGGACGACAAGCUGCAUGCCUCAACUGUAGAAAGAGCAAAAUCAGAUGCAAUCGCAGCGAAGGAGGACUGCAAUGUGACAAAUGCAGACAUGCUAACCUCGAAUGUGUCGUACCGAACCACCAUGUUGGAAGACAAAAGGGAGUAAAGAACAAACGCAAAGGCCUUGAAAAAGCACUGCACCAGAUAGAGCAGGCUAUCAAAAGACCCAAAACCGAGACUUCCGGGCCUGAAGCCGCGCAGAAACUGAUCUCGAGUUUGCAAGAGCUGCUUAACAAGACCCAGAAGCGUCAUCAUCCUCAGAGCGAGACUGAAGAUUUCUCCGAAGAUCCUGACCACGCGGAUCCCUUACAGUUUCCCCGUGAUAUCAACCCAGGAGAGAAUCUAGCCCUGGAUGACGCGGAGAAUCCGCUGCAAUUGCUUGCGCGCGCCUCGGAUCUCCAGCUAUCUCCUAAUGAUGCCCACGAUACACAGACGUGGCCGUCCCUGACCGUGUCGCAGCCGUCAGCGGGGCCGUCAGUGAGUGUGAAGGGUACCCCGGCUGCGGCCAAAUCUUUCUUUGUGCCUGUUAGAGCAAGUCUGGAUAUUGGUCCGGAGAUGGACCCCAUUGAGAUUGGGUUUGUUACUUUGAAUGAGGCCGAGUCGCUGUUCUCUUUUUUUCAUCAGAACCUCGCACAUACGAGAUGGGGCCUUGAUCCUCUCAUCCACACCGUGGAGUUUGUCCGCUCCCAGUCGGCUUUUCUUUUCACCUCUAUCAUGGCUGCAGCUACGCUCUUCUUACCCUCUGCGACUGCGUUGUCUAAGAGGCUGUCAAGGCACAGCAAAUACUUAGCAAACAUGAUUAUUAAACAGCGUCUGAGAUCGGUUGAGAUUGUCUUAGGCUUCAUGGUCAAUGUUCCCUGGAUGGCCCCGGGCGACUGUUUAGGCGAUGACGAUACGUGUUCCUACAUUGCUAUGGCUUUGACCGUUGCCCUGGACUUGUCUCUGAACAAAAUAUUGUUGCCGUCAACGAGCUUCGACAGCAGCCUUCCACGAAGGCUUGCGAAAGCCGACUGCAUCGAUGCAAGAAGGGCUCUUCACAUUGAUGGAUUUGAUGAUGUGGACCCUGCUUCGGAAUGGGGUCGAAGGCUUUUACGAAGAAGAGAGAGAGCCUGGAUAGCACUUUUUGUUCUCGAGAGGGGAGUAUGUUUAGCUCGGGGGAGAAGCUAUACGGUGCCUCCAACUGCUCUGAUUGAGAACUGCGAUCGGUGGCAUAUUUCCGAAUUUGCUGAUUCUCGUGACGGUGCUAUGAAUUCCAUGGCCGUCCUCCGAAGAAACCUGGUACGUUUUCCUCACUUCAGCAAAAGUCUCAAAUCGAAUUGCGAUAGCUAUCAGACAAACAACACCGGAUCUGGAGCUGCCCAAUCAAUCAAAAUCACUAUAGAAAGCUUCUACGAUCAAUGGUACCAGACCUGGGCGCCUGAAAUUGGGGAAGGCCAGUCAUAUGCUCUUCCUCCAUACGUGGAGAUUUUGGUCACACAUACUAGGCUUUCUACAUAUGGCGGUGUAAUCAAUCAUCCGACUGCACCUCUUGAGGUCAAGAGAUUCUUUCGCGCUGCUGGUCUUUCCUCCGCGUUGAAUGUCAUGAGAGCUGCCAUCCAAGGCGAGGCACGAUUGAAGUCGAUGCCGAACAACACUGUCAUUAUGAUCUCUUUUGCUGCAUGUUCUGCGCUCAGCCUCAGCGUGAUGCCAACAGAUAGCAGAUCGAGCUUAGCACCGAGUGUCCGAAACCUGAUCGAGGAAACGGCAGGUGUUCUGGAGCGCGUUGGAGCCACACCCAGCCAUAGAAACGGAGCUUCGGUAUUGUAUGGGAGAUUCCUGCGUGAACUCGUUCGACGCCCUCCUGUCGGCUCAACUUCCCAGCCUCCAAACGAACCGUGCGUUGCCGCGCAUACAGAAACCCUUCGGCCUCCCUCGACAUUAGAUGACUAUGGAUCGAUUCCAACAACAACUCAGUCUUUUACACCGUCAUUAUUCUGGUCGGAACCGCUGCAGUUCUCUGCCAUGUCUGAUGACCAGAUUAUUGACGCUGUAAACCGGGCUGGCACAGCGUUUGGCACCAGUGUCCCUGACGUUCCGCUUGAUGAUAUGAUGAGUUGGGACUGGCUGGAUGCCGGCAAUCUAGAAUUUAGCCUCCCUCUCCCCUAA
This is a messenger RNA of Aspergillus ochraceoroseus IBT 24754, 2226 nucleotides long. RefSeq lists its product as uncharacterized. The record is from RefSeq and is a predicted model, not a curated record. The transcript is spliced from 7 exons. Gene Ontology annotation, biological process: regulation of DNA-templated transcription. The coding region runs from base 1 to 2226 and encodes 741 amino acids. NCBI's taxonomy places the organism in Eukaryota, Fungi, Ascomycota, Eurotiomycetes, Eurotiales, Aspergillaceae. Gene Ontology annotation, cellular component: nucleus. Gene Ontology annotation, molecular function: zinc ion binding; DNA-binding transcription factor activity, RNA polymerase II-specific; transcription cis-regulatory region binding.